Messenger RNA from Zonotrichia albicollis (white-throated sparrow), 1198 nucleotides. RefSeq names its product mitotic arrest deficient 2 like 2 (gene MAD2L2). The record is from RefSeq and is a predicted model, not a curated record. Gene Ontology annotation, cellular component: zeta DNA polymerase complex. NCBI's taxonomy places the organism in Eukaryota, Metazoa, Chordata, Aves, Passeriformes, Passerellidae.
CGCUGCUACCGCCCCGCCAUGGCGUCAUCCGCAGGCGCUGCCGCCGCCGCUUCCCGCGCUGGGCGCCGUGAGGGGCGGCGGGCCCGGGUCUGGGGAAGAUGACCACUCUCACACGGCAGGACCUUAACUUUGGGCAAGUUGUUGCAGAUGUUCUUUCAGAAUUCCUGGAAGUGGCUGUUCACCUCAUCUUGUAUGUCAGAGAAGUUUACCCUAUUGGGAUCUUUCAGAAGAGGAAAAAAUACAAUGUACCUGUCCAGAUGUCCUGCCACCCAGAGCUGAACCAGUACAUCCAGGACACGCUGCACUGUGUGAAGCCUCUGCUGGAGAAGAACGAUGUGGAGAAAGUCGUGGUUGUAAUUCUGGAUAAAGAGCACCACCCCGUGGAGAGAUUUGUCUUUGAGAUCACCCAACCACCUCUCCUUUCCAUUAGUUCUGAGUCCCUGCUGUCCCACGUGGAGCAGUUACUGCGUGCCUUCAUCCUGAAAAUCAGCGUGUGUGAUGCUGUGCUGGACAACAACCCCCCAGGUUGCACCUUCACAGUUCUGGUUCACACACGGGAGGCGGCCACACGCAACAUGGAAAAGAUCCAGGUGAUAAAGGAUUUCCCCUGGAUCCUCGCUGACGAGCAGGACGUGCACAUGCACGACCCCCGGCUCAUUCCCCUGAAAACCAUGACAUCUGACAUCCUAAAGAUGCAGCUCUACGUAGAAGAGCGAGCUCACAAAGGCACCUGAUUUCAAAUCUUCCUUGCCUUCAAACUUCAUCUGAUCUUCCAGUGGAGUAAGAUCUGUCACAAACUGUAUCUUGAUAACCAUCUCUUCAGCUGGCCUUCUGGGUGAAUGUAGAGCAGCUGCUGCCUCUUUAUUUCAAGUGCUCUUACCACUGUAUAAAGAACUGACUUGGAAUGGGGAGCCAGAGCCUGUUCCCAUCUUGACUUGUGUGAGAGCACAGGUGUUGAUGCAGUGCAUCCCUGGGGAGUCAGUGCUUUAUUACCAGUCCAGUUCUCACCUGGAAAGGGCAGCUCCAUUGCACACAGGCAGUGACAGACAGCUAGGAGCUGUCACAAAGUCAUGGGAUCAACACUUGUGCUAAGGGGGAGUGAGGCCUUAUGUAGUGUCUGUCCACUGUGACCAUCCCAAGCAGUCUUCAAUAAAUACCAAGUUUUACCCCAGUUGAACUGGGCUGAGUUCUGUCAAAA